UGAUUUUUUCCUCCAAGAUCCAAACUGUUUUCUGUACAAAGUACAAGACAUGUAAGUUAGUUACAACAUUUUCGCGACGAUAUCGCAGUGUGAAUACCCAUUUGUGUAGACCAAGACUAUUAGUUUGAGUAUGUUUGGAACACAAAGAAAGCAGAUUUUGCUGGCCAUGUAGCCGUUUUCUAGCCAAGCUGUCGAGUUGUCGUUGGAGCAGCUGUCAUUGACAUGAGGUCCUACGAUUUGUUCGAGCUGGUUCGCCUGCUAGAUGUUCACCCGAGCAGUCAGUAUCGAACUGGUUUGAGUGAGAGCAGCUCCAGCAGCAAGCGGCGCGGCGCCCCCAUCUGUGAUGCUGUGUGGUGUGAAUCCAGUAACGCUGCCCAUCAGCUACUGGUCUUGAGAUGCAGCGAUGGAAAUCUCCUGCUCAGGUUUGACCCAAGCUCAGGGGUGAUGGAAGGUGACUGCCAAGAAAGUGUCAAGCUGAAGCAACUGAAGUGGUUUGUGUCACCACAGCGGGCUAUCUGCUGUAUGGUCCUCGACCCCAGUGCCGAGUGGCUGGCAUGCGGCUGUCGUGAUGCCAGCAUCGCCCUUGUGCCCGUUUUCUCACUAGUGACGGGUCGUUCAGCUCACUUAUCUCAACUACCAACUGAUGACAUCACCAUGAUCAUGCCCAUGGAUGAGAGAGCUGCACCGACAUGCAUGAUCUGGUGGCGUACGAUGGGUGGUAGAUCAGUGGUUAUCAGUGCAUCGGCUGGUGGCGAUCUGGUCUUCACUGACAUCAUACUGCGCCGUGAUGUCACUAAGACCAAUAUCAGCUGCGUAGUCAAGUCCAUGCAGCUGAUCAUCAACUCCAGACUAAACACCACACAUUUACUGAUUGGAUCGUCCGAUGGCCGCUGGUUUAGAAUGCUGCUGGAGAGCGACUCUACAGAGCUAGUGGUAGCGCACGGCUUUGACAUCAUCUCCGGUGUGACCGACACGGGUGAGGUAGUCAGCAUGGACCCCGGCCAGUCCAUCAACAACAUCCUACAUCGAGACGAGGUGCAGAUGCCAUUCCUACCCAAGCUUAUGCAACUCCCUCUUGGUGUGGCUGUGACAGUACAGCACCGUGGCAGUCAAACCUUCAUGGCUGUUCAUAACAGCUCCAACAACACUCUGCAGUUGUUUGACGCCGACGUGGAGUUGCAAGGCAAAGCUCUGUACACGUACAACCUGCUAUCGGCCACUCGCAAGCUGUGCAUCACCGACCUGAUGAUGUUUGCCGUCCAGCUGCAGUCGCAGUCGGCUAGUUCGGACAGCGUCAGCGCAGCGUCCGAAAUGUCCGAGUCCCAGCGAGGCCUGAGCGGUUCCUGGAGUAGUGUCCAGCUGUCCGAAGCUGAGCCAGAACCUGAGCCAGAGACUCCGUCAGCUGCUGUACUCAAUGUGCUGUCCAUGCAGUUUGCUUCUCCGGGUGUUCGGCUAAGCCCACCAGUACGUUCUGUGUCAAGCGGUGAUCUUGCCGUGCAGCGUUUCUCAUUUCCGGACGGGGAACAUCCUCUCGGCGUGUAUGCCUGCUCGCCGCAGCCCAACAGUGACGAAUCUCCUCUCCUGUCGGUCAGCGGAGGAGGGCUGGCAUCAACACCAUCGCUGUCUGCUCGGCCAUCGUUUCGCCUGCCUGGCUGCGUGAUUGUCACCACGCAUGGGCUCUACCACUGCAUGCAGACGAACGACCCGGAGGCCAUGUUCCUGGAUCUGCUAAGCAGUCACAACUGUGACACGACUGACGCGGACUGUCUGGGUGUGAUGAUGAAACUGGACGUGUGCAAACUCUACCAGAUUGCAGCUGAUGAGAAGUUGCAAGACGGCCUGGUCAGCGAGGCAAUGAAGUACUAUCACCUCUCAAAGUGUUCCCAUGUUAGUUUGGUGAACCGCCUAGCAUCAUCGCAGCACAUGGAGGCUGCCUUGGCCUACCUGCAGAAGGUUAUGAAAGCUGAUACAAGUGGGCCUGAAAGCAAGCAACUCUCUGACAUUCUCUUCCAAGUCUUUCUUCAGCAGCUGCUGUCCUGCCCGGACCAAGGUGGCCAACGUACCAAAUUGCUCUCACGCCUCCAGCGGUUUGUCACGGAUGAUUUCAACUACGACCCAAUGGAAGCCAUGACGCAGCUGGCGGACCAUGGUUUUGCUGGCCUGGUCCUGGACAUCGCACACACGCGCGGACUGGCUUCUGAUGGCUUCCAGCUGCUCUUACAACGUGGGCAUGCAGAGAUCCCUAGCUCGUCCUGUGACACUAUCAUCAGUCGGGGUGGUGCCCGCGGCUUAUCCUCCUACAGGGAUGGUGUGUUCUUGCGCUGUCUGCAACCUGCAUCUGUUAUUCAGUUUGUCCUGGCUGAUCUGGACAAGUUGUCCUCACAUCUUCCUCUCCUCCGUCAGCUCUUGCCGCAGCUGGAGCAUUCCUCUCUGCUGCGUCUGGCCAGGGUGUUUGACCCGAGUCGCUCCAUCAUACGCCCACGGCUGGCCAAGUCCAAGCGCAAACAUGCACGACGUGGAUCGAAUGUGUCAGUAGCGUCUCUGUCAUCGUUGAAUUCUGUGCUGAGUGAUUCAUCAUUCACACAGCAAGAACUUCGGAGAACCACUGGUGAAGCGUAUGUUGAGUUCUUUCUCGCUGUCCUGCUACUUCUGCGACAGCGAAGAUCCGUCAGCAGCGUGUCUGAAACAGCCUUCAUCAUGUCGGGCAUUGAUGAGGAAAUCUCUCGCCACCUGGCAAGGCAGCGCAGCGAUUCGAUCCAUGGCACGAGGCGGAAGCGUCACACUCAGCUGCCCAUGACGCACUCAAAGCGCCCCUCACAGCUUGUGGCGUGUGGAGAACUGCACGCCGCUGCCGUGUCCAGUGGUGCCCUGCACACAUGGGGUAAAACCAGGGAUGGCAGACUUGGCCACGGUGACAUCAUUGAAGAGGAAGGCUGCACCCUGCCACUGCGCGUUGAGAUCCUGCACAUGCACGGCAUCCAGGUGCUGGCCGUGGACUGCGGCUGUGAGCACACGCUAGCGUUGUGCCAGGACGGCGUGUACGCCUGGGGCUCGUCCAAGUACGGUCAGCUGGGCCUGGGCGACAGGGACCGGCGUACACGGCCGUCCAUCAUCACCGAGCUGAGCGACAAGAACAUCAUGACGGUGGUGUGCGGCCAGUACCACAGCAUGGCGCUGUCGCGUGACCAGCGCGUCUACAGCUGGGGCUGGGGCGUGCACGGCCAGUUGGGGCUGAGCAGCUGCGAGGACAGCAUGUUCCCCAUGCGCAUCACCGCCGUCGGCAAUCUGCGUAUCAAGGCCGUCUCGGCUGGCUACUGCCAUUCGGCGCUGCUGUCUCGCGACGGUGCAGUGCUGACGUUCGGUAAUAACCAGUAUGGCCAGCUGGGACUCGGCAACAACAUGAAGCAGUCAGCGCCGCAACUUGUCAAGUCACUGGAAAAGGAGCGCGUCACGCACAUCGCGUGUGGCAACUUCUUCACGGUGGCUAUUACAGAAGGUGGUGACAUCUACCAGUGGGGCCGUAAUCUGCAAGCAACACACAGAGGACAGCUUCGAGGGUAUAUCCGAUCUCGUCAGAACAUCACUGAACUGGUCAACUGCAAUCUGAAUGUUCCACAGAUGAUCCAGUGUGGCUUUGAAGGCAAGGUUAAGCAGAUAUCCUGUGGUAGCUGCCAUGGCUUACUACUCACUGACUCGUGUCAUCUCUAUGCUUGGGGUGCUAAUGACUAUGGCGAACUAGGCCAAGGCGCAAGGAAUUUUCAGAUCACGCCCAAACUGAUAAGCUCUCUGAAGGACCGGCGCAUCAUCUCUAUGGCAACUGGUGAUCAGUUCUCUGUGGCACUGGACCACUAUGGUGAAGUCUGGGUGUGGGGUCGGGGUGACGGCGGACAGCUUGGUAUGGACAAACGUCACUUUGCGGUGAACAGCAGUGACUUGGAGGAGCCAACACCAUUGCAAGGUUUAUCUCAGUCCACUGGUCUGGUAUCUCCUGGUUCACAGCAGUUAGGUGUGCCAUCAUCAUUUGGUGUGAAUCCUUCCGAUACGGAAGAUGACCUGGACAUCGACUUUGACUUGCCAGAGCUGGCUUCUUUUGGAGGUGUACCGUAUGGUGAUCAGGCGUUGAGAAUCUGCCUGGAGCACUUGCAAGGCUACUACAGCAUUCUGCGGUUUCUUCGGUUAUGUAUGGACUGGGAACAAUGGCAGAGUGCAGCUGACAUGUGUGAUCAACUACAGCUGUGGCCACUGGCUUUGGAAAGCCGCCUGGAGCACUUGGCAGUGUGCAAGCUGUCAUCCAAUGAGACGUUGAAUGAAGUGCAAAUCCUGUUUGAGAAGUACCUCAGCUAUAUCCUUGGAGAUGCUGUUGACACUGCUCUGGACACUGGCCAAUUGACAAAGCUGAUAUUAGCUCUGGUCAGCUUCUGGAAGCGCGUCUCGCUGCCACUGAGCAACCUGGAAGCUGCACUGCGUCGACAUCUUUCUGUCCUCGCAGAGCCGCUCAGUAAUCUCAUUGUCCAUAGUUCCAAAUCACCACCGAGUGCUUACAAAGGUGGAGGUGGAGAUGAGAAGACAGCAAAGGCACGUGCUGAUUCAGCGGUCAGGUUGCUUGGUGAACUUAGCUCGUCAUUCCAUCUUCAAGUGGUGGCACAGACAGUCAAGCAGGUCACGGCAUUGGGGCCAGCGAACGUUGCGCCGGCAUCUUCUCUACCAAGAGGUGGCAGAUCCAGUGCAGAUCUGGCAGCCAGUGGUCGCAACGUGGAGCAAUCAUUAUGGAGUGAUAUUCUCCAACAUCUCAGCAAAAACCUCCACCAGAACCACAGCAUCACAGUACCGCAGUCUGCUCUCGACAUGGCCACCAUAUCACCAUCAUCAUCACUGACGCCAGCCCCAUCAUCCUCGUCUCAAUCGACAGCAACAGCAGCAAAGGAAUUUUCAACAUCGCCUCCUCGUCGACUGUCCGGCAUUGGGGGCAAUGCUGCUAGCAAGAGCACUAAUGAUCUAGUCGUGUUUAGCUGUGGACACUCCUUCACUAGAAAAAACUUUGAUGACAGCGUUGUGCCGGAGUUCCGUGACCUGCUGUCCAACCUACCUGUGUCACUAUCCAACACAGCGUAUCAACUGCAGGGCCACUACUUGCACUCACCAUGCCUGGCUGCUGCCUGCCCGCUGUGCGUGUACGACUACCUGCGGCAAGUGCAGCAUGACAGUUUGGCUGUACAGUAGUAGUAGGAAUGUUUACAAUUUUAGGGAGUGCUCAAUAGUAGCUUGCAGUGCACUGGAAUAGUCUGUACAUAACAGUUAUUAUACCUCCUUCCCUUAGUUAUCCUACUGUCUGGCUGCGUACAUUGCUCUGUGCCAUUGAUAUGGUACAGCCGUGGUGUCUUAGUCUCCCCCUCUAGUGUGUAUUGUUGUGUAGCUUCGACCGUUUUCUAUGUAGGGUUGUUCUCUCUCUCUCUCUCUCUCUCUCUCUCUCUCUCUCUCUCUCUCUCUCUCUCUCUCUCUCUCUCUCUCACACACACACACACACACACACACACACACACACACACACACACACACACACACACACACAUACACACACACACACACACACACACACACACACACACACACACACACAAAGCUUGGCAUGCCCUGCCUUGCUCUUUUUAGUUUGAUCCCAGUGCACCUGGUACUGCACCACCAAUCGCAUCAUAGUAAAUCAUAGAUCCUGGCGAGGCGGUCAGUAUAUUGAAUAUUCCUUCUAUCCACAAAAAGAUAUACCACCACGCAAACUAGAACCCAACGAAACAUUAACCACUCAUGUAUCCCUCAUAUCAUGCAUAUCGUAUACUAUUCUUGAUAUGACACCAUUUACCUCCAUGUCUAUUUAGGUCGUUGAAGAAGCCUCGAAAUCAGGUGAAGGCUCAUUUUAUAUUUCAAAGAUUUUUGAUAAUUUUUACAAUUUUUUAAGCAAUUGUUACUUUCUACUUCUGAAGUAGAAGACGGCGAGUAAUAAAAGGUGUGAAACACA
Sycon ciliatum is the source of this 6010-nucleotide messenger RNA. RefSeq lists its product as uncharacterized. Gene Ontology annotation, molecular function: protein binding. Bases 223 to 5220 code for a protein of 1665 amino acids. NCBI's taxonomy places the organism in Eukaryota, Metazoa, Porifera, Calcarea, Leucosolenida, Sycettidae. The transcript has 38 exons. The record is from RefSeq and is a predicted model, not a curated record.